UAAAACGUACGAAUCAUCGAAGAGGCUUUCCUCGCUCCCCCUCCUCGUUCUCAGGCGGAGCGAAAAGAGCAAAAACAACGAGCAAGCUUCCACUUCUGACAUUGUGUAUGAAUUCUGUACUCGUAUUUUCUCAUUCCUUCUCUCUCCCUUUCUCUAUUCCUUUAAAGUUAAAAAAUUUCCGCUCUUUGGAUUCAUUUCCAUUGCCUUUCCCAAUUUGAUAGUCCAAAUCAGCGUCUUUUGCUUUCACAGGCGGGUGCCUUAUUUUAUAUUCAAUAUCUAGGCACAUCCCACUCUCAAUUCCGAGCAUUUUCACUAAGCCUACGUUGAAUUAGGGUUUUCUUAGAUCUACGCUUGUCCACGCAUCCAUUACUUCACUCGGGAAAUUAGGGUUUCCCCCCUUUUUUAAUAUUUGCUUACCUCUUAGUAUAGACUUAUGGUACUUGGGAUUUUGGUGCUUCUGGUGUCGCUGGCUUUUGGGAGUUUGUUGGAAUAAGUUCGAGCCUAAGUAAUUUGAGCUAAUGAUUACUGGAAGUUGGGAUUUUGGUGUUCUUAGGUUUUUCUGGGUGGAUUAAGUCGAUUAGAUAGCCAUGUCUGUUAAUAGUAAUAACCCGCCCAAGAGCCUCGGGGCCUCUUCUUCGCCCUUUGGCAAUGCCAGUAUGCCCACAAACCCUCAGUUUUCACAAUCUCAAGCCCAGAUUGCGGCUGGCUUUCAGAGUCAGUUUCAGCUGUCCCAAGCACAGGCUAUAGCACAGGCACAGUCCAAAGCUGCGGCUCAUGCCCAAGCUCAAGCAGCUCACGCCCAAGCACAAGCACAAGCGGCUCACGCGCAAUUCCAGGCUCAGUUACAAGCUCAAGGGCUUUCCCUCAACCAGACCCAUCCAGCAGGCAUUGGUAGUUUGGGUACAUCAUCACCCUCCAUGUCAACACCCGGUAAUUUAGGCGCAAAGCGGAUGCCACCCAAGACGCCGAUCCGCCCUCUUGGUGUUUCCCCUACCAACGCGGUGUCCCCCUUGAAAGUAAUGGAAUUGCAAUCUGCUGCUCGGAGAAAGAGGCAGAAACUUCCCGAGAAGCAGCUUCAAGACAAAGUGGCAGCGAUUCUGCCUGAGUCUGCUCUGUACACCCAGCUUCUUGAGUUUGAGGCUCGUGUCGAUGCUGCUCUUUCAAGAAAGAAAGUUGACAUCCAAGAGGCCCUUAAAAGUCCUCCAUGUGUGCAAAAAACCCUUCGUAUUUAUGUUUUCAAUACCUCUGCAAAUCAGAUUCGCACCAUUCCAAAGAAGCCAAAUGCCGAGCCCCCUACCUGGACGCUUAAGAUAGUUGGAAGGAUCUUGGAAGAUGGGGUGGAUCCUGAUCAGCCCGGAGUGGUCCAAAAGUCAAACCCCUUUUACCCAAAGUUCUCAGCUUUCUUCAAGAGAGUGACCAUUUCCUUGGACCAGAGACUAUAUCCUGACAACCAUGUCAUUAUGUGGGAGAAUGCUCGAUCACCUGCACCUCACGAGGGGUUUGAGGUGAAGAGGAAAGGGGAUAAAGAAUUUACUGUGAAUAUACGGUUAGAAAUGAACUACGUGCCCGAGAAGUUCAAGCUUUCACCAGCUUUGAUGGAAGUUCUUGGUAUUGAAGUUGAUACGCGCCCGAGAAUAAUAGCUGCAAUCUGGCAUUAUGUAAAGGCUAGGAAAUUGCAGAACCCCGGUGAUCCCUCUUUCUUUAAUUGCGAUCCACCUCUUCAAAGAGUUUUUGGGGAAGAAAGAAUGAAAUUCACGAUGGUUUCUCAGAAGAUAUCACAGCAUCUAUUCCCUCCACAGCCUAUACAUUUGGAGCAUAAGAUCAAGCUUUCAGGGAAUAGUCCUGCUGGAACUGCAUGUUAUGAUGUAUUGGUCGAUGUGCCUUUUCCAAUUCAGAGGGAUUUAUCUGCUCUAUUGGCCAACACAGAGAAGAACAAAGAAAUUGACACUUGUGAUGAAGCAAUAUGUACUGCUAUAAGAAAAAUUCAUGAGCACCGUCGGAGGCGGGCAUUCUUCCUUGGUUUCAGUCAAUCACCGGUGGAAUUCAUCGAUGCUUUAAUUGAAUCUCAAAGCGUGGAUUUGAAGGUUGCAGCUGGCGAAGCAAAUCGUAGUGCUGAAAAAGAGCGCCGGUCAGAUUUCUUUACCCAACCAUGGGUUGAAGAUGCUGUUAUCCGCUAUUUGAAUCGCAAGCCGGUUGCAGGGAGUGAUGCUCCUGGAAGCAUGUGAGGAGGAGAUUGCUUAGCUGUUGGUUGGGCAGGCAAUGUGUUUAUCAUUCCUUUUGUAACAGCUCAAGAUCGCUGUGACUUCCAUAACAGAAGAAGUACCGCAUAUGUACUUUGCU
This is a messenger RNA of Juglans microcarpa x Juglans regia, 2340 nucleotides long. Its product is annotated as SWI/SNF complex component SNF12 homolog. Bases 588 to 2225 code for a protein of 545 amino acids. Gene Ontology annotation, cellular component: SWI/SNF complex; nucleus. The record is from RefSeq and is a predicted model, not a curated record. The transcript is spliced from 2 exons. Gene Ontology annotation, biological process: regulation of transcription by RNA polymerase II. Lineage: Eukaryota; Viridiplantae; Streptophyta; Magnoliopsida; Fagales; Juglandaceae.